Ramularia collo-cygni is the source of this 1281-nucleotide messenger RNA. Its product is annotated as related to malic acid transport protein. Lineage: Eukaryota; Fungi; Ascomycota; Dothideomycetes; Mycosphaerellales; Mycosphaerellaceae. Gene Ontology annotation, biological process: transmembrane transport; sulfite transmembrane transport. The record is from RefSeq and is a predicted model, not a curated record. The coding region runs from base 1 to 1281 and encodes 426 amino acids. Gene Ontology annotation, molecular function: sulfite transmembrane transporter activity. Gene Ontology annotation, cellular component: plasma membrane. The transcript has 2 exons.
AUGGAUAACAACGCAGCUGUAGCUGCACCUACAAGCCGAGGAAACCGCCCUCCUUCCGGGAAAUUGGACAAGCAAAAACCAAAAAAUGACAAACCUUUACCUCCAUCCCAUAUCCUCUCGAAGAAUGACCAAGGCUUUCGUCGUAUAGUUCGCAACUUUUCACCUUCCUGGUUCUCCGCUACAAUGGGAACUGGAGUGGUCGGCGUUCUCCUCCAUGCUAUCCCAUGGCAGGCUGCGUGGYUCAACUACCUCUCAAUUGCAUUCUUCAUCCUGAAUACGAUCCUUUUCUUCGCUGCUUUUGGGACUUCUGUGGUGAGAUAUACUGUCUGGCCAGAAAUCUGGGUUGUCAUGAUUCAGGAUCCUGCCAACAGCCUCUUUCUCGGAACGAUUCCCAUGGGUUUCGCAACGCUGGUGAAUCUCUGGAUUGCACAUUGCGUUUCGAGAUGGGGAGAGUGGGCUGUUUGGGUGGGUUGGAGUCUUUGGGUGUUGGAUUCUAUCGUUGCUGUAGGGGUUACAGUCACAUUAGGCAUACUACUCAUGUCCGCCCAUCAUCAACGUUCCCUGGACAGCAUAACCGCCGCCCAACUCCUGCCCAUAGCAGCAACAAUCGUCUCCUCCGCCCUUGGCUCCAGCGUAGCCCAGAUUCUCCCUACAACUCACCCAACUCUCAUCCUCGCCACGAUCCUUGCAAGCUACAUAAUGUGGGGCAUGGCCGUCCCUCUCGCCUUCUCGAUCCUAGUAAUCUACUUCCAACGCCUAGCUCUCCACAAACUGCCGCCUCGAGAAGUCAUCGUCUCGGCCUUUCUACCUCUAGGACCUCUCGGCUAUGGCGGCUACGUAGUCUUGAAUCUCGGGAAAGCAUGUCUCAAAAAUCUUCCAGUCGAUGGAAGUGGACCACUGGACGGCCGCACAGUAUAUACCAUUGGGUUCAUCGUUUCGUUGGUAAUGUGGAGCCACGGGCUGCUCUGGUUCGCAUUGGCAUUGGCGAGUAUUUGGAAAGCACAUCCUAUACCUUUCAACAUGGGCUGGUGGGGUUUCACGUUUCCAUUAGGUGUGUAUGCGCUGAGUACGAUUCUUAUUGGGGAGGAAUUGCCUUCCAAAUUCUUUCGCAUUUUGGGGACGGUGUUUGCUGUUGCGGUGGUGUUGCUCUGGGGUUUAAUUGCGAUUAGGACUGCGAGGGGUGCUUGGACGGGGAAGUUGUUCCACGCUCCUUGUUUGGCGAAUCUGAAAAAAGGCGAGAUGGUGAUUGAGGAGGAGAAGGGAGUUUUCGGAGAGGGUUAG